Messenger RNA from Colossoma macropomum (tambaqui), 2694 nucleotides. It is a transcript of the gene sqor, whose product is annotated as sulfide quinone oxidoreductase. Bases 586 to 1917 code for a protein of 443 amino acids. Gene Ontology annotation, cellular component: mitochondrion. Gene Ontology annotation, molecular function: FAD binding; sulfide:quinone oxidoreductase activity. The record is from RefSeq and is a predicted model, not a curated record. The transcript is spliced from 10 exons. NCBI's taxonomy places the organism in Eukaryota, Metazoa, Chordata, Actinopteri, Characiformes, Serrasalmidae.
CUAAGUCUUGUAACUAGACUGCAAUUAUUUUCACAUUUCGUGCUCAGAAUAGUUAAUAAUAAGCCUUAAGUGUGGAAACUGGGCUAGUCGAAGUGUGGAGGGCAAGGCUGCUCCAGGAGUAGGAUGGAGAAAACAGUGGGGUUGCGUCCAAAACCGAACCGCAUACUGAACAAUAUGUCAAAGCAGUGCACUAUCAUGACUGGCACGUUCUAGUUCAGUAUGUGGUUUUGGACGCAGCCUGGCACUGUUUCUGUAUGAGAGAACGACACCUCGUGGAUGAUUUACACACUGCACACAUAUGUGCUUUGUUUUUUUGGGCGGGUAAGCUACGAGUUAUCACAGACCAUAGGCCAGCACUGAAGGAGGUAUCCGGUGGCCGUUCUGGCAUGCGUGCGAGCCGUUGUUGCUACACAGUGAGUGUCACUCCUGAACCCCCUCUAGCGGAUGAGUACGUGCGGUAAACUAGAGUGAACCAGGAACAUUCCGCACUCAGUGGGGACGUAGCGGGGACCGAGAGGUGUCUGGAACAGCCUCGCUCUCACUUUCGAGGACUUUCUAGCCUUUCUCUGAUCAUACUAUAGGACCAUGGCUGCAGCGUUAGCUUCACCUCUGGCUCCCAUUAGAAAAGGCAGAGUGUUUUUUUCUUUAAACUCCUACUUCCACAGCAGCAGUGGACUGGCCUCCAAAGAGCACUACAAGAUCGUUGUGCUUGGGGGUGGAAGUGGCGGCAUUACGAUGGGCGCUCGCAUGAAAAGGAAAGUCGGUGCAAAGAAUGUGGCCAUCGUGGAACCCAGUGAGAUGCAUUAUUACCAGCCCAUUUGGACAUUGGUUGGGGCAGGGGCUAAAAGCAUUAGCUCAUCUGGACGUCCCACUGCCAGCGUGAUGCCUUCUGGAGUGAAAUGGGUCAAGUCCAGGGUCACGAAGAUUGACCCUAAGAACAACACUGUCUCCACAGACUCUGGGAAAGAACUUUCCUAUGACUAUCUGAUCGUAGCUCUUGGCCUCCAGCUUCACUACGAGAAGAUCAAAGGCCUACCAGAAGGGUUUCAGCAUCCUAAGAUUGGCUCAAACUACUCACUACAAACGGUUGAGAAGACGUGGAAUGCAUUACGUAACUUCAAGGAGGGAAAUGCUAUUUUUUCUUUUCCCAACACUCCAGUGAAAUGUGCAGGGGCUCCACAGAAGAUCAUGUACCUUUCUGAAGCCUACUUGAGAAAGACAGGAAAGAGGUCCAAAGCCAACAUUAUCUACAACACAUCAUUGCCAGUGCUGUUUGGAGUUAAGAAAUAUGCUGAUGCCUUAUGGGAAAUUGCGAAAAGUCGGGACUUGAAUGUAAACCUCAGACACGACCUCAUUGAAGUCAGACCAGACAAACGGGAAGCUGUAUUCGAGAACCUUGACAAUCCUGGAGAGACUAAGGUUUUUGAGUACGAGAUGCUCCAUGUUACCCCUCCUAUGGGUCCACCUUCAGUGCUGAAAGGCUCCUCGCUGGAGGAUGCGGCCGGCUGGCUUGAUGUAAAUAAGGAUACCCUUCAGCACAAGACGUAUGACAAUGUUUUUGGAAUUGGAGACUGCACCAAUGUACCAACAUCCAAAACUGCAGCUGCUGUGGCUGCACAGUCUGCUGUACUUGACAGGACCGUUACCAAAGUGAUGAAGAAAGACAAGCCUGAUAAAAAGUACGAUGGCUACACCUCCUGUCCUUUGGUGACAAGCUACAACACAGUUAUCUUGGCAGAGUUUGAUUAUAGUGGACAGCCGUUGGAGACCUUCCCUGUGGAUCAAGGCAAAGAAAGCAGAAUAAUGUAUCACAUGAAAGCCAACUUGAUGCCCCACCUGUACUGGUAUGGUCUUCUCAAGGGUCUUUGGGGAGGCCCAGGUCCAUACAGAAAACUCAUGCAUCUUGGGAUGAAAUAGAAUCUGCUAGAAAGCAAAGGCUUUCAAAAGGAAUCAGCAUCUCUAAUAUGAGUUGAACGCACAUUCUACUCAACUUUGUAACAUUGUUGGUGCUUUUGUGUGAGGAUUGGAGGUCCAUUAUUAUGAUUAUUUAAAUGUAAAGGUUGGUUAUUUUUUUCUGAAAUGCAGAUGUAGUGAGCAUGUGUAGCUUAGUACCAAUAAGUUGGAAUAGAACCCCUUACUUACAACAAAUUGCAUUAAUAAUAAGCAAAUUAUUGCAGUUGUAAAAUCAGCUUUGAGCUAACUUUCCAAAACAAGCAUUUAAAUUUUAGAAACUGAAUGCUAUAAAUGUUAGAUGAAAAAUAUUAUAACUGAUUUUUAGACGUACCAGUUUGUAAUAUUGUGCAUCUUGUUCUAUAUGCGGAAUCAAAAUAAUCUUCAGCAACGUUUCCAAGGUAAUGAGUAGUUUUUACAUUUUUACAACAUAAGCACUUCAUUUAUUUUUACCACUCAGAGCAUACCAUUUUGCACUCCUAUGUAAAGUCGAGGAUUUAUGGCUGUUCUAAAACUUACCUUUGGCCUGUAAUGAACUGGAAAAGUGCAGAUCGUGUUCAGUUGUAAGUGCCAAACAGGGUACAUUUAAUGGACCACCAGUUCCUAUUCUCAUUAUUGAGGCGACAACCAGGGAAGUAUCUCCAAGACAUGCUUCCUCAAAUGAACUGAUAUUAUGGCUCCCAUAGGGACCAAUUCAUUUUAAGUCGUCAUCGUGAAUGAUUAAAUAAAAGUACUUGUCAAACA